CGUUUGGAUGGUUCUACGUGCUGAGAAGCAAAACAAAUCCUGUUUGUCGUGUUUUUCCUGGAACACACCAGCAGCUGUCAGUACUUACAGCUGGAGGAAGGCGGGGCGUUUCCCUCACAUACAAAACACAAAGUUCCAGGAACAGCAGUGAGGCGUGUUUGGGAGCUCUGCUUCUUCCAGGGUUACCGGACUUUGUGGCUGCUGUGGUUUAUAAAGGAGGAUGAAGAUGUUGCUGUUUGUCCUCCUGUUUCCCAGCAUGCUCUGGCUGUGGUGGUGGAGGUGACUGAGGGGGAAAGGUCUGUCCUGCUGCCAUGUCUGUUUUCAAGUAUUACACCUGAGGACGAUCCCACAGUGAUGUGGACUCGCAGUGACCUCGACCCCAAAUCUGUACACCAACGAGGCGAAGGAGGAGAUGAUCUUAGAGGACAAAACCAGCGUUACAGAGAACGCACAUCAAUGAGACCGGAUGCUUUGGACUCUUCAGACUUCAGCCUCACUCUGAGAAAACCCACAAAGAGUGACAGUGGCAACUACACCUGCUCCAUCAGUGCUGGAAGUGAUGAACGGAGAGUCGGAGAUAUCCAGCUGAAAGUCAAAGACCAGCAGGUGGAGGUGAAGGUGGAGGAAGGGUCAGACUCUGUCAUCCUGCCCUGCAAAACAACACCUGACCUGCCUGAGGACACCAGAGUGGAGUGGACUCGCUCUGAAGUGGGACUCAUCACAGUCCAUGAGUAUUCUAACAGAAAUGAUGACCUUAUGACUCAGGACGAAGUUUACAGAGACCGAACGAAGAUGAAUGAAGACCUGCUGAGAACUGGAGACCUCAGUCUGACCCUGAAACAGCCCAAAGUGAAAGACACAGGACGAUACAUCUGCACCAUCUACAGAGACAAAGACAUCCUGAGACAGAAAGUAGUGCUGCAGGUCAAAGACCAGCAGGUGGAGGUGAAGGUGAGGGAAGGGUCACAGUUUGUCAUCCUGCCCUGCAACACAACACCUGACCUGCCUGAGGACAGCACAGUGGAGUGGACUCGCUCUGACCUCGGACUCAUCACAGUCCAUGAGUAUUCUAACAGAAAUGAUGAGCUCAUGACUCAGGAUGAAGUUUACAGAGACCGAACGAAGAUGAAUGAAGACCUGCUGAGAACUGGAGACCUCAGUCUGACCCUGAAACAGCCCAAAGUGAAAGACACAGGACGAUACAUCUGCACCAUCUACAGGGACAAAGACAUCCUGAGACAAAAAGUAGUGCUGCAGGUCAAAGAACCAUUUCCAUCCUGGUCCAAAGUUUUAGUGGGUCUCCUGGUUCUCCUGGUUGUUCUUGGGGUUUCUGGAGGUCUUUUUUUUCAUUUGCGGCAGUAUUUCAUGUCAGGUGAGUGUCUCCUACUACACUACCCAUAAUGCCGAGCGUUAGCAGGUGUCUGCUCAUGUUUCAAACCUCUUUUCCCCACUCUGCGACACACCUGCCGGGGAUCAAACACUGGUUUGUGGCUCUAUAAAAAGGAACUCCAUAAACCUUUGACAUCUGACAAAAAGUCAGAGCACUCUUGAGACAACCAUUCAUUUAGUGUUAAUGGUGAUAACUUCAUCAAUUUCUUCACAAAUACAAUUUUAACCAUUAGAGAAAGAAUUACCCACAAGAUCAA
This is a messenger RNA of Haplochromis burtoni (Burton's mouthbrooder), 1646 nucleotides long. Its product is annotated as V-set domain-containing T-cell activation inhibitor 1. Gene Ontology annotation, cellular component: external side of plasma membrane. Gene Ontology annotation, biological process: negative regulation of T cell proliferation; immune response; T cell costimulation. The record is from RefSeq and is a predicted model, not a curated record. Lineage: Eukaryota; Metazoa; Chordata; Actinopteri; Cichliformes; Cichlidae.